UUUUUUUUUUAAAAAAAAAGCAGUUACUGUUUUAUUCGUACAUUAUUCUGUCACUAAAAGAAAUGACCGAUCUACACAAACAAUAUGAAACUAUGCUGGAAGUUAUACGUUCAGACAGAACGCUUGUUUUUCCUCCCCCAGUUAAGGAACCUGAUAAGUUGACCGAACGUUUAAACAAGAUAGAUCUCAGAGAUCAUCCUGUUAACGGACGUAAACUUUUAAAAUAUUUCGUCUCAUUAUAUGGUAAAGACUUAACUAAACAAACAAUCGCAAGUGUAGUCGAACAUUUGUGGGUGAAUGCAUCUCCACAAGAAAAGACUGAAUACGUUCUUUUGGCUUCCUCAGUGAACAGUAUUAACAUAAAGACGUCUGAAGCAGAUUUAACGACAGCUAAAGCAGAUUCACCAGUCAAGAGUUUUGUAGACAUUGGAUAUUUCAAUUUAAACGAUGUUAUUUCAUGGUGGGAAGAAGAAAAAGAAUUUUAUGAAGAGGACAGUUACGAUGAUAUUAUGUUAUCCUUCUUUAGGGAGAAAUUUGGUAAUGUGAAGGACUUUAUGGACAUUGUCGAUGAUAAAUACUUCUCAAAACAAACAAAGAUUGCAUUAUUGGAUUUUUACAAUAAUUUUUUGCCAAUUUUUUAUGAUUAUACGCCUUGGGAAUGGUUUUCCUGGUAUAUUCGUAUGGAAUGUAAGUCCACAAGUACACCAGCACCAUGUCCUUUCAAUUCGGUCAAGACUAAGUUGCCAAAAAAUCUUCAACAUUUUUAUUACCAAGGAACUAUCUCUAAACAAAUUAAAGAUGAAGAGUUGAAACAACUUAGGGAAUUUAUUAAUUUGAUUAUGGAGAUUAAACACCCAGGGCAAGAUGAUUCAAAUAUUUGGUACCAUGGAACGACUAGUGUUGCUGCAUCCAACAUCGCCCGAAGAAUUGAUCUUACUGUAUGCAGUCAUUUUAACCAUGCUUUCGGCUUUCAUCGCAGUUUCUAUAUUGGUGAUAAUCUUAAAUUUUGUCUUAUUUGGGCAUUGAAAAAAGCGAUGACUUUAAGAACUGUUAACUGCGCACUGGUAGUUUUUUGUAUAAAUGAAGGGGAGUUACACUUAAUUCAGGAUUAUUUGAAGCUAAUAUCUAAUGAAGACUCGCAAGGUCAUGUUAAUACUGGUAAUAUUUGGGAAGAAAUUGUCCCAGCUUCCAAAGAUUCAGACGAGAAUAGCAACCUGGAUGACGAUCCAAUACGACCAAAUGUGCAAUGGGUUGAAGGGCCAAGUCUGAAACAAAUUGAAAAUAGUUGGGUGCCAAAAAAGGAGGAGAUCAUUCGUUCCUUCAGGACUGAUAAAAGCACAAAAUUUCUUCAAAGUCAACUGGCCUUUAUUAUUACCUUUAAAAAUCCGAUGACGAAAGGGUACGAUUCUCAAUUUUCUUUGAAAAAUCUGGAAGAUUUUAGACAAUUUCCAUACGUACAUGUGAUCCUAUUUAUGAAGAGAUUCAUGGCAAUAUGUUUAAUCCAAUGUGAGAUUUCUGGAUGUCGGAGAGCUAAAGAAUUUUAAAUAAUGUUCUUGACAUACGUGCUAAUUAAUAUCACGAUUAGCAUGAAGUGUAUAUGGACCAUUUCAAGAUUUUUAACAACAUUACGAAAUCGGAUUAACUCAGUGUUGGUCCCAGUUAUUUUUGAUUGGACUUGGACUAUAAGUUCAGUCACUAAACGAGUAAAGAAUUCCUCGUCCACCAAAUUCAUUUAUUUUGUACCGUAAGGCAAAACAAAAA
Rhizophagus irregularis DAOM 181602=DAOM 197198 is the source of this 1761-nucleotide messenger RNA. NCBI's taxonomy places the organism in Eukaryota, Fungi, Glomeromycota, Glomeromycetes, Glomerales, Glomeraceae. The record is from RefSeq and is a predicted model, not a curated record.